GAAGAAGAAAAAUAAUCAUUUUAGAUCAACAAGAACUCUGUACUGAAUAUGGGGUCAUACAGACGAAUAGAUUGUAUAUUUUUUAGUGAGUUUCAUCCAACUUUAGGACCAAAGAUCACAUAUCAGGUUCCUGAAGAAUAUAUUUCGAGGGAACUUUUUGAUACUGUGCAGGUGUACAUCAUCACCAAACCUGAACUGCAGAACAAGCUCAUAACGGUGACUGCCAUGGAGAAGAAACUAAUAGGUUGUCCAGUGUGCAUUGAGCAUAAGAAGUACAGCCGGAAUGCCUUGCUCUUCAAUUUGGGUUUAGUAUGUGAUGCCAGAACAAAAACAUGUGCUUUAGAACCUAUUGUCAAAAAACUGUCUGGCUACCUCACGACUCUAGAGCUUGAGAGUGGAUUCAUUUCAAAUGAGGAGAGUAAACAGAAGCUCUUGCCUAUCCUGUCCACACUUCUGGAGGAACUUAAUGUCACGGGAGCCUGCACCCUGCCUAUUGAUGAAUCUAAUACCAUCCACUUGAAGCUAAUUGAACAAAGGAAGGAUCCUUUGGUGGUUCAGGAGUAUGAUGUACCUGUAUUUACCAAGAAUAAAGACCACUUUACAAAAUCCCAAUGGGAUCUCACCACACAGCAGAUCUUACCCUUUGUAGAUGGGUAUCGACACAUUCAGAAAAUCUCAGCAGAGGCCGAUGUUGAGCUCAAUUUGGUGCGGAUUGCUGUUCAGAAUUUAUUGUAUUAUGAAGUGGUAACUCUGGUAUCCAUAUUCCAGUACUCAAAUGUUUACUGCACAACACCUAAAGUACAAAACUUGAUAGAUAAGAAGUGCCUUCAGGAAGAGUGUAUACAUUAUGUCAGUAAGCUAGGCCAAAGGACAAAUCUCCGGGACGUAUUCCAGUUGUAUUGUGGUCUGACCCCAGGUACGACUGUACGAGACCUCUGUUCCCGCUAUUCUCAUCAGCUACAGAGGGUGGAUGAAAGGAAAUUGAUUCAGUUUGGCUUGAUGAAAGGUCUGAUUCGGCGCCUGCAGAAGUAUCCAGUUAAGGUUGUCAGAGAUGAGAGAAGUCGUCCACCUAGACUCUAUACUGGCUGCCAUAGUUAUGAUGAAAUCUGUUGCAAAACUGGAAUGAGUUACAAGGAGUUGGAUGAGCGUUUGGAGAAUGACCCUAACAUUGUUGUUUGCUGGAAAUAAUGUUGCUGUGACAGAAUUAUAACUACAGACUAUUUCAGUGAAAGAACUCAUCUCUGGCCUUUUCUCCAGUACCUUUAUUUAUUGUAAAUUAAUUGCCUUUGUGUAUAUUUGAAACCAUUAUAGGUCAU
Molecule: messenger RNA, 1316 nt
Organism: Carassius carassius (crucian carp)
Lineage: Eukaryota; Metazoa; Chordata; Actinopteri; Cypriniformes; Cyprinidae
Gene: nprl2
Product: NPR2 like, GATOR1 complex subunit
Exons: 11
Coding region: 49-1188 (379 amino acids)
Biological process (GO): cellular response to amino acid starvation; positive regulation of autophagy; negative regulation of TORC1 signaling
Cellular component (GO): GATOR1 complex; vacuolar membrane
Molecular function (GO): GTPase activator activity
Source: RefSeq, a predicted model, not a curated record